AUGAAUACAAAAAAUAAACUGACCAUUGAAUCGAAAAGUGAUGUUGUGAAAUAUCUCAAUGAAUUCGGCUAUAAUCCCUGUGAUGAUGCAAAUGGUUUACUUUGUUCGCUCAGCUUGUCGAGUAUGUUAAAAGAUUAUCAACGACGGUUUCGAUUACACAUUACUGGUGUCCUCGAUAAUGCCACUAAAAACCAGAUGAGUCAAUCACGUUGUGGUAAUAAGGAUCCGCCUCUUGGUUUAUCGAAAAAUGUUGUUGCCUCGCUAGCACAAAAAUGGUCACGCUCAAUAUUGACCUGGUCGUUGAGAAGAUAUUCUUUGCGUAUUGGUGAAGCACAAUCGCACAGAAUCCUUCAGCAAGCUUUCGAUGCUUGGUCUCAGCACAUUCCAUUAGAUAUCAGGCAAGUCUGUUCUGGGUGUUCGUCAGAUAUCGUUGUGGACUUUGGUUCAACAGAUCAUGGUGACCGUUAUCCUUUUGAUGGACCCGGCCGAACGUUGGCACAUGCGUUUUCUCCUGAAGAUGGUCGAAUACAUUUUGACGUGGAUGAGCCUUGGACUACUAGUUACGACGACAACAGCAAUGACAUCAAUUUUUAUGUCGUCGCAGUUCACGAGAUUGGUCAUGCACUUGGUUUAGAUCACGCUUAUGAGAAAUCCGCAAUAAUGUACCCUAGCUAUCAACUGUUCAGAGAAAGAGACAUUUUACCGUAUUACGAUCGGAUCCGUAUUCAACAAAUCUAUGGAUCGGCUUCAAAGGUAACCACGCGGAGUACAACAAAGAAAACCACUACACCAAGAACAACAAUAACAAAGAAAACCACUACACGAACAACCACAACAAAGAAAAUAACUAUACCAAGAGCCACAACUAAGGCUACACCAAAAUCUACAACGAAGACUACCAAAAAAGUCACAACAAGACCGAAAGUAACCACUAGAUCCACUAUGAAUCUUCCUUCAAAAGCCAAGCUUCCUUGCAAAGUCUUCAUCGAUGCGGCAUUCGAUUUUCCAGAUAAAUCGUUUCAUGUGUUAGACACUGGAAUGCUGAGGCGCUAUUUACUCAAUAAGAAAAAAUGGGAUAGAUGGAUCUUACCUUUUGAACAAGUCUACCGUGGUUUACCGAGUCGAAUCACAGCUGGCGCUUACGAUUUCUCUAGGAAUGAAGUUCUCAUCUUUACUAGUACACGCGUCUAUCGAUACAAAAUUAAUCUACGCACCUAUCAAGCCGAAUAUCGUAAAGACGAUUCUUUACCAGAUCAUUUACAAGGUGGCAUUGUUGGCGCUAUUUCCUAUCAGGAUAGAAUCCAUGUUAUCAAGGCAAAGACAUUGCAAUCGUUUGAUAUAAAGAGUUUCAAAAUAAAAUCAAACGAAAGAAAACUUUGUGAUGAAUUUCCACGCUUUUCUGGUUCUGUAAAAGCGGCAUUUACCUCUGGUUAUCUUCAUCAUUUCUUUACCAAUGAUGGAUUGACUUACGUUUGGGAUGAACAAUUCAAUCGAUGGAAAACAUUCGCUAAACCAAUGGAAUCCAACUGGUUUGCGUGUACGAAAAAACUAUGA
Molecule: messenger RNA, 1554 nt
Organism: Rotaria socialis
Lineage: Eukaryota; Metazoa; Rotifera; Eurotatoria; Philodinida; Philodinidae
Source: the annotation of a GenBank genome assembly